Molecule: messenger RNA, 1276 nt
Organism: Corylus avellana
Lineage: Eukaryota; Viridiplantae; Streptophyta; Magnoliopsida; Fagales; Betulaceae
Cellular component (GO): NSL complex
Source: RefSeq, a predicted model, not a curated record
CUAACUGUCUCUCCCCCCCUUCUUUCUCUCUCUCUCUAGACGCCAUGGCUUCAGCUUCCAAGCACCAAAAUCCCACCUUUUCCAAACCUCCGAAAACCCCAUUCACUCUCAACCCCACCAUUCACACUGACUCCCAAGACCCAAAGCCCACUACCGGUAAAACUACCACCUGCUCGCCUAUCAGACCCUCCCAAGAAGACCUCGCCCUCUCACGCUCCUCCCACCUCACGCGCCAGGAGCUCCUCCGCCGCCGGUCCCGCCACCUCAAGCAGCUCGCCAAAUGCUACAGGGACCACUACUGGGCCUUCAUGGAGGAGCUCAAGAUCCAGUACAGGGAGUACUACUGGAAGUACGGUGUCAGCCCCGUCAAGCAAGCGCUCCAACACCACGCUUCCCAGAGAGAUAUUGAAGCCGGUGAUCUUGAAGGCACUGGUGAGAACAACAACAGAAACAAUGUUAAUAUGGAUGUGACAUGCAACCAGCGGUGCGUGUUUGUGGGUUGUAAGCUAAAGGCCAUGCCUUUGACGAGCUUCUGUCACCUUCAUAUCCUCUCGGAUUCCAAGCAGAAGCUUUACAAGGCUUGCAAUUAUGUUAUCAAUAUAAAAGUCAGUGUUCAGGCAGGACCUGUUCCUUGGCAACUGACAUGCGGGAAGCCCAUACUGAGAUCAACUGUUCCUUCUCUCUGUAGUGUCCACUUCCAAAAGGCUCAAAGGCAUGUUACAAGGGCCUUGAACAAGGCAGGUCUGAAUGUUUCCUCAUCAUGUAAGCUUGCUCCCAAGUUCCACGUUGUAGUCACAGAAUAUGUAUGCCAAAUACAAACCAAAAGGAGAGCUGCAAAAAGGGAAAAUAGAAGUAGAGUUGUGGUUAAUGAAGAAAGUGCUAGCUGAGCCCCAUGUCUGUUGAUCUACAGUGCACAAGUGAUUGUUUAAAAGAUGCAAAAAACUGAGGUGUCAAACUGCUGGCUGACAACUGGAAGGAAGCUGGAGUGGGCCUGUGCUGUGUUUUCAAAUUAACCUUGAAAGUUGGACUUGUAUGGAAGUUUUUAGGACUCUUCAGCUUCACUAAAGAUGCGCCUGCUUUGCUGUUCUACUCUGUAGGAUGUUGUACAUGUGCUUCAACCCCUCUUCCACCUUUCAUUUAGAUAAUUAGGUUUAACUCCUUUUACUUCACAAAACAAGGCAAAUCCGGCUGUAUUAAAUUAUUAAUGCCAAAUUCUGUAUUUAGUUGAUUAGUGAACAGAGUGGCAUCAUCAAGGAAAAUAUCGCAGGGUUGUAUG